AUGAUCGAACCAGAUAGCCCUGCCGCCAAAACCCGUUCCCACAAGCGGUCCCGUCAGACCGAAGGCAAUAGGCCUUCUGUGUCUGUCGGUACUGACUCAGAGUCACAGCUAAAGGAUACAGGGCAUUUGAAUAAGAAGAGCAAGCUAGCACAUAGCACCACGUUGGCCAUCAAGGAGCAAGGCGUUUCUACUCGAAGAGCGCUUGCUGAAGACAGCAAAGAAGAGCGAAGCAUACGAGCCGGCAUUUCAAGCAUCAAAGGCGAUAUACGAUCCAAGGCGGUACCUCUCAAAAGUGCUAAGGCUAUGAUUCACCAAAAUCACCUCAAGGCCCAAGAAGCGCACAAAAAUGGGCAAUCAGCGGCCACUGGUGGCCUACCAGAGCUAUUUCCGGCAAUGUCACCUUCGGCCCCUCGCGAAGCAUAUCAAAUCCCAGCCUCAAUCGCCAAGCAUCUCAUGACGCCGAAUCUUCAGAACAGCAGCGUCGUCGACGCGGUCUCGGGUUGGAAGUCGAGGAACCGUGCUCAUGCGGUCCGUUACCAGCGCAGACUCUGGCGUCUGACUCAAGAAGCGGUCAAAGCACGUCAGCUCACGAAUGAGGAGUGGGAAGGCGAGGCCGUUGAGGAGUCGAGUUUACCUGUGGCGGUGGUGCACAGCAGUGUUUUCACCAGAAGGGGAGUGCCGGUUGGGGAGAAGACGGAAGAACAGGAGUGGAAGAGGGAGAAUCGGGAGUGGAGAAGCGUUAUUGCCAGUUGA
Molecule: messenger RNA, 753 nt
Organism: Cyphellophora europaea CBS 101466
Lineage: Eukaryota; Fungi; Ascomycota; Eurotiomycetes; Chaetothyriales; Cyphellophoraceae
Exons: 1
Coding region: 1-753 (250 amino acids)
Source: RefSeq, a predicted model, not a curated record